This is a messenger RNA of Lathyrus sativus (Indian pea), 735 nucleotides long. The record is from the annotation of a GenBank genome assembly. NCBI's taxonomy places the organism in Eukaryota, Viridiplantae, Streptophyta, Magnoliopsida, Fabales, Fabaceae.
AUGGCCAUCGCCGGCCACCACAAACCGAACCCCGACGCCAACCUCUUCCGCCUUUGUCCUUUUUGGAGUUCUGGCAACACACAAAACCAAUCCCAAGCAAACGCUCAAAAAUCCCCUAAAACGGUGUCGUCUGUAGCAAGGUCGUUGUUGCUACCUCCCCGCCGUAGACUCCGUCUUGACCCUUCCAAUCACCUCUACUUUCCAGAUGAACCGGGUAAGCAGGUUAAAAGUGCUGUUCGAUUAAAAAACACUAGCAAGUCUAGUGUUGCUUUCAAGUUUCAAACUACUGCACCAAAAAGUUGUUACAUGCGGCCUCCUGGUGGAAUUCUUGCACCUGGGGAAAGUGUUAUUGCAACUGUGUUUAAAUUUGUGGAACAACCUGAAAACAAUGAAAAAAUGUCAGAUCAGAAGAACAAGGUCAAGUUCAAAAUCAUGAGUCUCAAAGUGAAACAAGGGGUGGACUAUGUGCCUGAGCUGUUUGAUGAACAAAAGGAUCUAGUUACAGUGGAACGAGUCUUGGGAGUUGUAUUUUUAGAUCCAGAACGACCAAGUCCCGCUUUGGAAAAACUGAAAAGACAAUUGGCUGAAGCUGAUGCUGCACUCGAAGCUCGGAAGAAGCCUGCUGCAGAGACAGGUCCUCGAGUUGCUGCUGAAGGUCUUGUCAUUGAUGAAUGGAAAGAACGAAGGGAAAAGUACCUGGCCCGACAGCAAGUUCAAACAGUAGAAUCAGUGUAA